AUGGCCAAUGACACAAUGAAAUCAUGGCAGUACUCGAUUUUCAGUGGAAAACUUGAGGACCACCUUACCAUCACCGAGGCACCCAUUCCCGCCCACUCAUCCCUGACUGGAGACCAGCUCCUUGUCCAGGUCAUCUCAGCCGCCAUCAAUCCCCUCGACUAUAAGCUGGCCGAGUCCGGUCUCAUGGGUCGCUUGGUGAUCCCACGGCCCGCGACGCCCGGCCUGGAUUUCUGUGGCCGCGUUAUCGCCAAACACCCUUCCAACACGGCCUUCGAGACCGGCCAGCUCGUAUUUGGAGGCUUCAACAACCCCGGGAAGAACGGGACAUUGGCGCAGUACACGGUCAUACCCGGCGCUUGUUGCUCCCCUCUGCCCUCCGGGGUCGACCCGGACCAGGCCGCGGCGGUGGGUACGGCGGCGACGUCCGCAUACCAGUCGCUGACGCCAAAGUCGCUCAAGCCGGGAUCCAAGAUCUUCAUCAACGGCGGCAGCGGGGGCGUGGGCACCUGGAGCGUCCAGUUUGCCAAGAUCCUUGGUGCCGACGUCGUCACAACCUGCUCACCGGAGAAUGUCGACAUGUGCAAGCAGCUCGGGGCAGACGAGGUCCUUGAUUACAAGAAGACGAACGUCAUUAAAGAUCUGAAGAAGAGGGGCAAGGUCUUUGACCUCAUCGUUGACAAUGUAGGGAGCAGCGCCGACUUGUACAGUGCAAGCGGCAGCAUUCUCAAGCCUCAUGGCGCCUACUACCAGGUGGGCGUGGGUAGCCAAUUGACGAUGGGCACAAUGGCUGCAACAGUGAAGAGACAGGUGCUGCCGAAGAUAUUCGGUGGCCAUCGGUAUAAUUUUCUUACUAUGAACAACAGCUCCGAGUUCCUCCGUCCGAUUGGGGAUUGGAUGGCUGAAGGGAAAGCCAAGGCAAUAAUUGAUUCCACGUUUUCGUUUGAGGAGGUUCCCGAUGCUUUCAGGAAACUGAAGGAGGGCCAUACCAAGGGUAAGAUUGUUAUCCAUGUCUCUCAGAGCCCGGAGGAGUAA
Clonostachys rhizophaga is the source of this 1032-nucleotide messenger RNA. Lineage: Eukaryota; Fungi; Ascomycota; Sordariomycetes; Hypocreales; Bionectriaceae. The record is from the annotation of a GenBank genome assembly.